This is a messenger RNA of Eimeria tenella, 1074 nucleotides long. RefSeq lists its product as uncharacterized. NCBI's taxonomy places the organism in Eukaryota, Apicomplexa, Conoidasida, Eucoccidiorida, Eimeriidae. Bases 1 to 1074 code for a protein of 357 amino acids. The record is from RefSeq and is a predicted model, not a curated record. The transcript has a single exon.
AUGCAGGGUGACAGUCACAUAGUAGCACCUCCAAAGACUCCUGCGGAGCAAGCAUAUGACAUUUUGGCUAAGCAAGUGGCGGGUAUGUCAGCGGAGGAGGCCGCCAUAUUCCUACGGCCGCCACUUGAAAGACAUAAAUCCCAUGCGAAGACUAAGACGAAGGCACGGAUAACGUCGCUUGUUCCCCAGGCGGCGGCCGACGCAAAGAAUCUCGGGGCACCAUUGCACGGUUUGCAUCACAUCCUGGCUUUGCCCGACGCUGGUUCUUCAGUGGCACUGAGGUUCACGGAGAAGUGGCAAGGCGCAUUUUGCUGCACGUUGAUCAGGAAUCGACACAGAGCUUUCGGUUGUAGCUGUCCUUUGGCCUCUACUGCCUUGACAACAGCGGAGGAUGAAGAAGAGUCUCCAUGGCCUACAGCAAAGCUGGAACACACACUCUUCGAUGAGUGGAUACUCUCGACAGAGGCACAAGCUAUUCCAUUCGAGAUUACCAAGGUGUUGAAAGAGUAUCGGACAGUAUUCCCCGAUAACUUACCAAAAGGAUUACCGUCAACGCGUGCUCAUGAUCACCAUAUCCUACUUGUACCUGGGAAACUUCCAGCGAAAUAUACGAUUCAUCGAAUGACCCCAGAUCAGCUCACAUUCCACAAACAGAAGACGGCUAAAUUAUCGGACAACAGUUGGAUCGGACCAAUAUAUUCGCCUGUCUGCUCUCCUACGAUAAUGGUCGACAAGCGUGAUGAUGGCUUAGGGGAGCGGAAGAUGCGUAUGCUGGUUAAUUACCAGGCUCUCAAUGCCCCUACAGUAGCUCCUGAUUUUACACUACUUCCCAUUCAAACCAUUCUGGAGAUGCUAGGAGGCUCCAAGUAUUUGUGCACUCUGGAUCUUGAAGCAGGACUCCAUCAAACACGUAUGGCCAAGGAAGACCGCUGGAAGACGGCUUUCCGUCCCCUUCUAGGGCUAUUGGAAUAUCGAGUUAUGCCCUUUGGCCUUAAAGGUGCCCCAGCUACGUUCCAGGCCAGCAUUAAUGCUUAUCUACAGCCUUUAUUUGGACAGGUGUUAUUGCGUACCUAG